GGGAACAGAGGGCGGAACUGCCGACGACUGUGUCAGCUUGUGCGAAUACUGUCCGUCUCCCAUUGAGGAAUACUGAGCGUUACGUGGAGCUUUUUCUCGGGCUUUCGGCUUUACUUUUACAUGACAUCAGAUUCGUCCGGAAACGUGAUUUUCUUCUAAUACACCAGGUCACUUCCUUCAUGGUGAGGGAUCAACUAGACUUGGACUCCAGUGCAAUACCAUUUGUGGUGCUACCAUGAGGAAGACAACAUAGUCUCCCAUCACCUGUCCUUUGGCCCAUUCCAUGUGUGACAACAGUGACCCUCAGCAUUACCUCUAUUCAACCCUGGAGGGGCGGGAACGGUCCCGUGAAAGGGUCGGCCUUCAGAUUGAGAAAGGAGAGAUCUCUGCCUGCUCUUCCAUCAGCCAACUUCACCGCAUGGCCACCAGUUACAGUGAGGGUUGUGGUAGGAGGGAUGAGGGUGAUCUGGAACCAGAGUUGGGCUUGGCUUCAGAGGGGAGUGACACCAGCCACGAUCACCCCGCGUCACCGGGUUCUCCCCACGAUGAAAGGAAGCGGACUCGCUUACACGAAGAUGUAGAGAUGGCCGGCUCAAGCGGGAGUGGGACCGAAUCCCAUGGCAACGAAUCGCAUGGAAAUGAGUCUCACGGCAAUGAAUCUGUGGGCAGUUCAAAUGGAAAUGGGAAAGAUUCCGCUCUCCUCGAGUCAUCAGGAAGCAACAAGAGCUCAAAUUCUCACAGCCCCUCUCCACCAAGUAGCUCAAAUGCCUUCAGUCUGGUGAGCUCCGAGCAGGACAACCCAUCUACUAGUGGUUGCAGUAGCGAACAGUCGGCUAAAGCGAAGACACAGAAGGAGCUCUUUAAGACACUUAAGGAGCUGAAGUUGCAUUUGCCCCUGGAGAAGAGGAGCAAGGGCAAAUCUACCACUGUCAACACACUCAAAUAUGCUCUACGGUGUGUCAAGCAGGUGAAAGCCAAUGAAGAGUAUUACCAGAUGCUAAUGAUCAACGAUAGCCAACCACCGGGUUUUGAAGUGCCAUCUUACACCAUUGAAGAAAUCAAUAGCAUCACUUCGGAAUACACCCUCAGAAACACUGAUAUAUUUGCUGUGGCCGUCUCACUAAUCACAGGGAAAAUAGUUUACAUCUCAGAUCAGGCAGCGUCCAUCUUAAACUGCAAGCGUGAAGUAUUCCACAAUGCCAAGUUUGUGGAAUUCUUGACACCUCAGGACGUCAGCGUGUUCUACAGCUUCACGACGCCAUACCGCUUGCCCUCAUGGAGCAUGUGCACCGGAGCAGAGUCAUCUCCCACGGAGUGCAUGCAGGAGAAAUCCUUCUUUUGCCGCAUCAGUGGUGGAAAGGAGCACUAUGGUGAUAUGCAGUACUACCCGUUCCGCAUGACUCCUUAUCUAAUGAAAGUCCAAGAUGCAGAACUCUCUGAGGAGCAAUUCUGCUGCCUCCUGCUGGCAGAGAGGGUACACUCUGGAUAUGAAGCACCCAGAAUCCCUCCUGAUAAACGCAUCUUCACCACCACACACACGCCUAACUGUGUUUUUCAGGAUGUCGAUGAAAGGGCUGUUCCACUGUUGGGUUACCUCCCCCAGGACUUGAUUGGGACACCUGUGCUGCUCAAUCUGCACCCGAGCGAUAGGCCCAUCAUGUUGGCUGUGCAUCGCAAGAUUUUGAAGUAUGCCGGUCAGCCAUUUGAUCAUUCAUCGAUACGCUUCUGUGCAAGAAAUGGGGAAUAUAUCACAAUCGACACCAGUUGGUCCAGCUUUGUAAACCCUUGGAGCCGCAAAGUUUCCUUUGUCAUUGGCAGGCACAAAGUCCGCAUGGGUCCUGUGAACGAAGAUGUUUUUGCAGCACUGGCUUUUAAUGAAGGGAAGAUGAUGGACUCAGACAUCCAAGAAAUUAGUGAGCAGAUCCACAGGCUACUCCUUCAACCGGUGCACAAUAUGGGAUCCAGUGGUUAUGGUAGUCAUGGCAGCAAUGGUUCCCAUGAACAGCAAAUGAGCAAUGGCUCAUCCAGCGAAAGCAAUGGAAAUGUGAUGGUGGGGAUCACAACUGAGGAAACAAGCAAGGCCAAGCCCACCAGGACAUUCCAGGAGAUUUGUAAGGGAGUUCACAUGCUGAAGAACCAGGACUCACAGGUGUGCCUGCGCUCCCCCCCUCCAUCACCUGCUCCAUUCCCAUCCAAACCCGAAAAGAAAAACCAUGACGUGGUUUCACAGAAGAGUCCAGUGGUGCGUCUGAAGGACUCAGCACCAAGAGAUAGCAUUGCAGCCAACAUGGAUGAAUUUACUUUCAAAGACCAGACUGUCUGCUCCUAUCAGCAGAUUAGCUGUCUUGACAGCGUCAUCCGUUAUCUGGAGAGUUGUAACAUCCCCAUCACUGUAAAGAGGAAAUACCAGUUUUCGUCAAACACCACCUCCUCCAACUCAGAUGAUGACAAAAAAUGUUCAGAGGAUACCGUCCAACCACCUGGUGGUUCAAACACAGAUUCUUUGAUGCUUGAGAGCCAGCCUGGAUUGUCAAACAUGAAAGCGCUGAAGAAGUCCGAGGCAGCAGUGGUUGGAGCACCAAUGGGAGCCCUUCCCUUACCCAGCAAGGCAGAGAGUGUUGUGUCAAUCACAUCUCAGUGUAGCUAUAGCAGCACCAUUGUGCAUGUCGGAGACAAGAAGCCUCAACCUGAGUCUGAAAUAAUUGAGGAUGUGGCAGAGAGCCUGGCCCCCCCUGCGCCGCCCGUUAGUGUGGUAUCGCCGGUUAGCCAGGAGAAAGAGGCCUAUAAGCGGCUGGGACUGACCAAGCAGGUGCUGGCAGCCCACACGCAGAAAGAGGAACAGGCAUUCCUCACCCGUUGCCGAGAACUCUGUAAAGCCAGGACCUUCCAGAAGGACUAUUCCACACAUCUGCACAGACAGAAGGGGCCAAUCAACCCUGAAGAACCAUCGGGAUUACGAGGUGCUGCCAAACAGGACAUCACAAGGCCAGAGACCACUGCCAAAAAGGGGAACCGUAAUAGAAAGUCUAAGAAGCCACGCAUGAAGCAUCCUGAUUCGUCAGACAGCGCUGUGUCCAACCGCAAGCCCCGUCCCCCACUUCAGGGCCUCAACCAGACGUCAUGGUCCCCAUCAGAAGCGUCCUUGUCGGCUUUCAAUGUAUCCUACCCAGCCAUGGUGCCUGCCUACCAGCUGUACCCACCAGCCCCUGCUGCUCCAGCACAGGUGCCCCGUCCUGACCCUUCCCUUUCCACAGGCUUUGUCGAGGGCCAGAGCACCCAAGUUCCUGCCAAUGCAAGUCCUUUUCCAGCGCCCAUUGUUACACCUAUGGUGGCUUUUGUGCUGCCAAACUACCUCUUCCCUCAAAUGGGACCGUUGGGCCAAAUAGCGCCUGCUCCCAGACCAACCUUUUUUCCGGAGCAGACCCAGACGCAACCUCAAUUUAGUGCCCAGCAGCCCUUUCAGCCUCCGCAGUCAGCUUACACCCUGCAAACGCAACCUCCCUUCACCAGCCAGCAGAUUUUCCCUGUGCCGACUGCCUUUCCAUCUCAGCAGCCUUUCCAGUCUCGUCCGACGACCUACAGUGCCCAGCAGCCCUUCACUGCUCAGCCUACGUUUUCAGUCCAGACUCCAUUUGUGGCUCAAGCUCCAUUCACAACUCAGCCCUUCACUUACAGCCCAAAUACCCAACCCCCUAAAGCCUCGGGUUUGGAGCCAAGAGAGGGGGCGGCUUCUCGCUCCUCUACCCCAGCAUCUGGCCCACGUGAGCGCACCACAUCACCUACUCUGUUUGAAUCACGGUGCAGCUCGCCCCUGCAGCUCAAUCUGCUCAGCAUGGAAGAGGGUCAGCGCUCUGUGGAGCGGCAGGACUGUACAGCCACCUUUGCUGGACCUCAGGGCACAAACGCAACACCGUGUUCUGCUACAGCAGGACUUUCUGGGGAAAAGAAUGCAACAGUCUCAGCCAAAGCUGAAAAUCUACAACAGGUGGAGUCUCCAGAAGAUGGCCCACACAGUGACGGUCACUCUUCAUCCUGUGACCUACUUGAUAUAUUGCUCCAGGAACAGGAAGACUCUCACUCUGGCACCGGUUCGGCAACAUCUGGUUCCAUGGGCUCAGGUUCAGGAUCAGGCUGCAAUGGCUGCGGUAUGUCAGCAAGUGGCGCCUCGGGCAGUAGAACAGGCAGCAGCAACACAAGCAAAUACUUUGGCAGUAUUGAUUCUCUGGAACAUGACCCGAAAACUAAAACCAAAGCCAAAUCUAGAGGCGAAGGAGACUCUGAUGUUGGCCAAUCGCGGGCCAAGGUGUCAGCCAAAGGCGAGGGAGAGCAUUUCAUUAAGUAUGUUCUCCAGGAGCCCCUUUGGCUGCUGAUGGCCAAUGCCGACGACAAGGUCAUGAUGACAUAUCAAAUGCCAUGCAGGGACAUUCAGAAGAUUUUGAGGGAAGACAAGGAACGAUUAAGACAGAUGCAAAAGAAUCAGCCCCAUUUCUCGUCAGACCAGCGCCGAGAGCUGCUGGAAGAACACCCAUGGAUGAGAAGAGGGGGUCUACCAUCUGCUAUCAAUGUGAAGGAAUGUCUGUACUGCAAGGAAGCCGCAGAGGACCACAUCGAGGAGAACCUCCCUGAAAUGGACUUGGGGGACAUGAGUGAGGAGCUGAGCCAAGAAUGCGAGAAUGCUCAAAGCCAGUCAGAGGAGCCAAAUCCCGAAUUGGACUCUGGCUCGUGAACAUUUCAACCAUCAGCAGGAGGGAUACACUUGACCAGCCUGGACCCCUCCCAUACACACACCCACAUUGUAAAUAUGAAACAAAACAACCAUGUGCCUAACUGUCCUCAAAAAGACUCAUAAACACAGAUGAACUGAAUCUGUGAUUGUUGUGUGGAUGCUGCUAGUGUUUGUCGACUGUGAGAUUGAGAUACAAAGUCAUCACACAAAGGUCUGUACUUGCAGAGCUUUUAUAUUGUACAGCUGUCGCAACACAAUCUCAGAUAUGAAAUUUUAACUUUUAUUGAAUUUGCCCCCAACCCCAAACCUUUUUCUGAGAGAUGACAUGAGCUGUCAAAAAUGUGUAGCUGGUUACUUCUUCACAAUAUGUUAAAAUUUUGUAAAGCGACAUGAUUGUCACGAGCACAUUGCAUUUCCUUGGUUUUCCUGUCCACGUACUGAAUUUGUUUUCCACUAGGAACGUUUUUGGUGGGAUGACAAGAUGUUGUAUGCUUGUAUGAUCACUUUUUACUGUUUUUCUUACUCUAGCACUUAUAUAGUGGCAAACGUGUAACCCUCGGCUCAUCAGCAAACAUAAUUGGCAGGAGAAGUCUAGUCUGACUUUAACCUGCCUCAACAGUGACAAUCUGAUGCAAAGCACAAGAUGUGCAUUUAACUCAUCUUAUUUAUUUUGUAGUUGAUUUAAACUAUACCAGGGUUUCUUAAGCUAGAUCCAAAUUACUUAAUAAUUAAUAAAAAGUAUAUUAACUGUUGACACUGUAUAUUACAUGUCAAAGUCUCCUGCAGGAGGUGAAAGGUCACUUUAAUCGGAUCUAAACUGGAGUAUCAAGCCUGCACACUACAACAAAUGGGCAAUUGUUUUUUUGUUGAAAUUUUUUUGAAUUUUUUUCCCCCCAAAGAACAUGAAAUCUAUAGGAUUUGCACUUUAAAAAAUAAAGUACAUAAUUGCCAUUGCCUCAAUGGUUUCCAGCACUAUUGCAUUGAUUCAGUCUGUGAAUAAUCUGUGAAUCCAGAGUAAUGUAGCUAAUUAGGGGACCAUAGGAAAUAAAUCAUUGAUAAAAUUGCUCUGUUGAACAACCCCCAUCAUUUUACUUCAGGAAGCAGCUCCAUGGUCAAUUUCAGAGGGUGGGGAGGCCGCUUCGUCCACUGGGACCAGCUCAGGUGCUUUUACAAACUCUGCUCGGGUGUGGCUUCUGAAUGUAACACAGACUGGGCCAAGGGCAUCUCACUGAUUUUUUUUUUUUCUUUUAAAGUUGUUAUUUUUAUCUAUUUUUUACUCUGUUGUCUCUAGUCCUGUUUUGUGCAUUUUAUUGUGUUUGAAGAAAAGCUUUUACAUGUACAUAGUUGUUGCUGUAGAUGGCGAUUGUACGGUGUCAUGUUACUGUGACCAGUGAGGAAAUGCCCAUUAAUGUGCAUUUGGACAAUAUGUGAUGAUUCUGUUGCGCGAUGGUCUUGUUGGAAUGCCUGAGCUUUGAAAGUUUCAACUUUGGGCUCCAUGUCUCAGUGCAUGGAGAAGACGGCAACAUGGAGCAAGUCCAUUUGCUCUGACUGUACAGUAUGUCUGUCCUAUGUUGAGGACACCCAAACGCACUUAUGUGUAUAAGGCAUUGAGAAAGCAAAUGUGCUGAAAGCACGACACGGAAAAGAUUUAUGCCUUACUGUUUUUCACAAAGAGAAAAGUCAAUAUUUAAUUAAUUCCACUCUGGUGAGUGUUUUUGAUGAAUGAGAAGAAGCUGUAAAUGCAUAAACGGUACUGGCACAUGAGGUUCUUUCUGACAUUAGUUUUGUUGCCACUGUAUGAGUUUGGUUAUAUGCAACUAAAGUGCAGUUUUGUGCAUUAUUGUAUGUAGGAAUUUGUGUUUGAAAUUG
Molecule: messenger RNA, 6595 nt
Organism: Syngnathoides biaculeatus (alligator pipefish)
Lineage: Eukaryota; Metazoa; Chordata; Actinopteri; Syngnathiformes; Syngnathidae
Product: period circadian protein homolog 2-like
Exons: 22
Coding region: 284-4726 (1480 amino acids)
Biological process (GO): entrainment of circadian clock by photoperiod; circadian regulation of gene expression; negative regulation of transcription by RNA polymerase II
Cellular component (GO): nucleus; cytoplasm
Molecular function (GO): transcription corepressor binding; transcription cis-regulatory region binding
Source: RefSeq, a predicted model, not a curated record